AUGUUCUUUCAGGAUCAUCCUCAGCCUUUUCGACGUUAUGGUGAUCCACCAAUUGAUCAGAACCCUUCAUCUUCUUAUUGGCUUGGUUGUGGGUGUCCUGCGAAGUAUACCAACUGGACCAAAAUUCAGCUUCUUGGAAAAGGAUCGUAUGGCACCGUACAUUUAGCCAUAUGCAUGGACUCUUAUUCUUCUGGUGAGUCAAUAGCAAUGAAGUCGGCGAUUCUUGACCAAUCUUCUUCCCUCAUGAAGGAGGCAGAAAUUCUCAAACACUUUGUUGAUUGUCCGGAGAUUGUUCGUUGUUUUGGAGUUGAUUUUACCGUUGAGAAUGGCCAAAGAUUCUUCAAUUUACUGCUGGAGUAUGCGUCAGGAGGUACUCUUCUUGAUUUGAUAAAGAAAAGUGGAGGAAAGAUACAAGAAAACGAGGUCAAAAAGUACACUCGGAUGAUCGUCAAAGGCCUUCGUUGCAUGCAUGAAAAGGGAUUCGUUCAUUGCGACCUUAAGCCAGAAAACAUUCUUGUUUUUCCUUCUCCAGAUGGUGCAAGCUACGUCAAGAUCACCGACUUUGGAUUAUCAAAGAUUCCUGAAGAUCCAAAUGAGUUAAUCACGACAACAAAGUUUUCCUUCCGAGGAACACCUACUUACAUGUCUCCAGAAUCUGUUGUUCUUGGGGAAAUCCAUGGCAGUUUGGAUAUAUGGUCUCUGGGAUGCAUAGUCGUUGAGAUGAUCAGCGGAAACCUGGCGUGGGAAUUCAAUGACAUGGAGGAUUUGAUGGUUCUGAUUGCUAAAGAGUCACCCAAGAUUCCCGAAACCAUGUCGGAGAUUGGGAAAGAUUUCUUGUUGAGGUGUCUUGCAAGAGACCCCAAGGAGAGAUGGACGGCUGAGAUGCUACUGCGUCAUCCUUUUCUCAUUGAGACUCGAUCAGGUACGCCAUCUACAAGAAGUGCUGUUUGUUACUCUUCAGCUGGAAAUGUGCUUCCUCCUCCUGGGUUUGAAUCAAUUUCAAGGAAACCUUCCAUUAUUCAGAAAUAUUUGCCUCCUCCUGGGUUUGAGUCAAUUUCAAAGAAACCCCUCGUUAAGAAAUAUUUGCCUACUCCUCCUGGGUUUUCUUCCAAAAGAAUCCUGCAGGCAUGA
Corylus avellana is the source of this 1131-nucleotide messenger RNA. Its product is annotated as mitogen-activated protein kinase kinase kinase 20-like. Lineage: Eukaryota; Viridiplantae; Streptophyta; Magnoliopsida; Fagales; Betulaceae. Gene Ontology annotation, biological process: signal transduction; protein phosphorylation. The record is from RefSeq and is a predicted model, not a curated record. Gene Ontology annotation, molecular function: protein kinase activity; ATP binding.